GCUACAGCAUCAACAGAAACACAAGUCAAUUCAAUCGAUUGCAUUAUCAAUAAAUACUUUGAAAAAGUUAAGGAUAUAAAAUUGUUAAGGAUAUAUAUAUAUAUAUACAUAUAUAAAAGGAUUAAAUAUAUAUAAGAUAUAACGUUUUAAAGUUAAUAGAAAGGAGACGUUUUAAAUUUCUGCACAAUUAAUGUACAUUGAAAAGUCCAUAACAAAAAUUUAAAACGUAAUUAUGAAUAAACUACUAAUUUAUUUCCUGUUGCUGACAGUGCUCAUAUAUAAAGUUAUUUCCGUACCAACGCAAACACAAACAGAGGUUCCUCAAGAUGACGAAGAUGAUGAUUGGGACGAAGAUGACGAUUCGUCUGAAGUAGAUGAUGAUGGUCGCGUCUAUAAGAACCCCAGAAACUCACCAUCAACAGAAUGUCCAAGGGAUGAAGAGCAAGCAACAUUACUUGGACAGAAAUGUUUGAGGAAAUGCUCCUCGGAUGAGGAUUGUAAGAGUAAAAAGAAAAAGUGCUUGUGUGACGGCGUAUGUGGAAUGUCUUGUAUUAAGCCAGAUAGAGAAUGUCCUGAAUUGGCUCAACCAUCACUGGGACAAGUUUCGGUCGGAGGCAGGCAUUUUGGCGCACGUGCCACAUAUUCAUGCCCACAUGGCUAUCAUGUUGUUGGACUACAGAGUCGCUUAUGUCAAGCCGAUGGCAAUUGGGCUGGCGCUGAACCAGCUUGCAAGCAAAAUAUCUACUGUCUCAAGCCACCACAAAUAGAGCACGCACGCCAUUCUGCACUGCCCGAGCAGGAAACUUUCGAUUUGGACUCCACCGUACAAUAUCAUUGUCACACUGGUUACGUUACAAAUGGUUUUCCACGCGCUAAAUGUCUAGCUAUCGAUGGUCAAGCUAGCUGGUAUGGACCGGACAUACAAUGCGAACCAAGAUCAUGCGGACAGCCACCAGAUCCAGCUUAUGGCUGGCAUGCUGGUGAAUGUUACACUUUCGGCUGUAAGAUUAGUUACAAUUGCGGCAAUACCUAUGAGUUGGUGGGUAAACAUGAGCGCUACUGCCAAUCUGAUGGAUCUUGGGUGCCAAAAGAACUGCCCACAUGUGUCUUGGUCACAUCUGUUGUCUGCCCCACGCCGGAGAAUCCACGAAAUGGCAAAGCUACAUACACGACUAUGGCCUACAAUUCGGUGGUAAGUUAUGAAUGCCGUUACGGUUACACUUUGGUUGGAGAAACUAGUAGUAGAUGUGGUGCGGAUCGUAAGUGGAGUGGCACUUUACCAACUUGUAAAGAAAUUAACUGCGGCCAUCCCGGUGUGCUAUAUAAUGGUUGGAUUGAAAAUAUAGAAGCUGGUACCGGACUCGGUGCGAGUAUUAUAUUCCGCUGUCAACCGGAUAUGUUAAUACAAGGACAUUCGUCAAGUGUGUGUCAAAUAGACGGCCGUUGGCGAAAUCCAUUGCCCGAAUGUUUGGCACCCUGCGUUGUGCCAUCCAUAUCACAGGGUUAUGUAAUACCUGUCGAGAUUAUAACUGAUGAAAAUGGCACCACGAUUAUAACGCCAACCACCACGCAAACCCCAUCAACAUCAUCGUCGAGUAGUGGGGGUGUUGAAAAGGUUAAACAUGGCACAGCUUUGGAGGUAAAAUGUGACGAAAAUUAUGAAUUUCCAGUUUCAUUAUUAAGUCCACCGACAUGUAAUAACGGUACCUGGAGUAUUAUACCACGCUGUGUGCCGGCACGUUGUAAAAAUAUGCCCAAACCACCUAAACACGGCAUGGUGCUCGCACCAAAGACAGAGCAUGGCAUGAAGGCUAGAUUUAAAUGUAAGGAUGGUUGGAAACUCAUUAGCCCCGAGGGUAAAGACAUUACCGAUCCAAAUGAAUAUGUGCUAACAUGCUCGUUCGGCAACUGGACGGGCGAGACACCACAAUGUCAGGAAGUGUUUUGUUCAUUUCCUGGCUAUAUACCAAACGGCAAAGUGUUGUUGGUGGGUAACAUGGGUCUUUACGAUUACAGGCCAUAUGUGAAAAAGAUCGUCAAUAACAAACAGAUAAUGUAUGAUUGCGAUAAAGGUUAUGUGCUGGAAGUGGGACCACCGGGUGCUACAUGUGUCGGUGGCAAAUGGCGUCCAUUGGAGUUACCACAAUGCUUACUCGGCCAGCAUCCAAGACUUCGUUGGAACCGUAAACGACGAUCGAUUGAAAUGCGUUACCUACGUUCACAGUAUCUGCUACGUAAUAAAAGGGAAUUACAAAGGAAAUUGCAUGAGAUAUUCAAUGGAAACUUAUAUGAACCAAUUAAGUCGCUUAGCAGAGACAUCACCAGCAGCCCUAAGGUCCGAAUCAAACGAACUCCAUCCGAGAUCGAUCAAGCAUAUUCAAAAUACUAUCAGAAGAUCAAGCAAAAAUAUCAAAACUAUGUAAAGAAUUUACUAGGCUACAGCAGAAUACACAACACGGAAGAUUUUCAAAAUCCCGCCAAUUUCAUACAGGUACAAGAUGGACGUUGGUACAAUACCUACAGCAAUCCCGAGCUAGUCACCCGUUACAAAGCCACACACAAAUCACGUACAUCGAAUAAUGACUUUUUAAGUCUCGAAAACGACGAACACGAUAUGCUGGCACAUCGACCGUUUGUCAAGAUACCACUACCAAAUAUUAAUCAGAAUUCUCGUUAUAGCGCCCAUAAACCAACUACCAAUGAGAAUGUCUUUUACGACAGCAACUCACCAACUUAUUUUUUUCACAAUUUGCGACAAAUACCGAAACCGCAAAAUGACACAAAUUUAAUAGAGCAACUCAAAUCACAAAUUGUGCGCAGACGUCGCAGCACCAAUCAGUCUACGCCAAUACCACAGGCACCAGAUGAAGACACCAACGAUCAAUUGGAAUCGAAAGAAGGUAGAAAACGUUUACGCGGACCAUGCGAGGAUCUAAAUUGGGAGCAAUUUGCCAAUAUAACAGUUGUUAGACCCGGCAAAGCGCCCGGUCGCAAUAGUGUCGGCAUUAUGUUGUACUUGGAAUGCAACGCUGGUUUUAAGCUGAAUAUUAAAGGCGAAAAUGCGACAGCACGUUGCAUACGUGGUAUUUGGAAACCUGAUACGCCUAAGUGCCUUUCAGGUAAUGCCCAGGAAACACCUUGUCUGGUGCCAGCCGUGGAAAAUGGCAAAUAUUUCAAAGUGGAUGCGAGUACAAAAAUGCUCGCCGACAAGCCUUCUAUGACACCGCUAACGACAUACGAAGAAAUUGACUCCAGCGAAUUCAUAACACUCGAAUGUGAUGAUGGUUUCAAUAUACAGGGCUCAGCACAAUUGCGUUGCGCACAUGGCAGUUGGUCGGUGAAUGCGUUCUCCGAAUGUGUCUCCAUACCUUGUACCCUACCGGCUCUAGCCGGCGUUAUAUACGAGGGUGGCUACCGACCUGGACUCACUAUUGGACAUGGCAGUACAGUGAGUGCACAUUGUGAUCAUUCAACCAAUGCGAUGCCCAUCGAAAUGAGUUGUAACAAAGGCAUAUUGAAUCCACAAUCCAUACAUUGCGAAACGGGUCAACGUAAAUCACGUGAGGAAUUGCCCACGGAAGCGCAUGCAAGUGGAAAAUCGAAUAAUAUUUUGGCAGUGAAAAUUGAUAAUUCCGAAGCGGAAGAUGCGGUAAAUGGAACAGAAGAAAAUGUCACUGAGGAAUCGAAAAUGUGUGGCCCACCCAGCAUAUCCGAUGGCGCAUUGGUAUACAAAAACACUGAUCUAUCCGAUGUCGAAGGUGUAUAUGAAAGCGGUACCGAAAUAUUCUUUAAUUGCAUUCCUAGUGCCGCUGGCGAAAGAAAUACAUGGAAAAUUAUAUGCGAAAAUGGUCAAUGGAUUGGACGAUCCUAUAAUUGUGCAAAUGGCACAUGUUUGUUUAAAAAUAAUGAGCCAAACGUUGUUAGUUUCUAUAAUGAUCUUGAAAUUCGGGAAGAUGUUGUGGAAUUUCCACCGGGUGCUACUAUAAUAUCAAGAUGUGUCGACAUUGGUAAGUUCUCUAUGGUUGGAAGCAAUGAACGAACUUGUAUACAUUCCGAGUGGACUGGUAACAAACCUGCUUGCUAUGGGCUUAACCAGGAAAAUGAUUAUGCAAUGGAAAAGGCGCCAACUAUUUUAUUCCGACAUCAGAAUGGACCGAUUGCGCAAAGUAAUGAUGGCAAGCUCAUUGUAUACCCUGGCACAACUUUACACAUGGAAUGCCUUUGGAUGAGACGUUUCGGUAAUCCAAAAUGGAACGUUAGCCAUGAGUUUAGAAAUUACUCCGAAGGUUGGGUUACUGAAGCUGAUGAGGGUCGUGACGCCACGCUAGAAUAUCGUUUAACCAUAUUUAAUGCCAUCGACGAGGACACUGGUGUAUACUCUUGUCAGACACCGGCUAGGCACGAGCACUCUGUCGAAGUGGUUGUUAAGUCGAUUAAUUGCCCAGAGAUACCGCAGCGGCGGGGUCUUAUCGUAAAUACAAAUGAUACAAAGCUGAGUACACGUGCUUUGCUCUCUUGUGCAAAUGGUAAUUCAUUGAUUGGCGCAUCAGAACUAUUUUGUCUACCCAGCGGUAAUUGGAGUGCGCCACUACCAGUUUGUGAGAGUGUUGAAUGUGGCGAUAUUCCUUUACCGAAUAAUAUAAGUUCACCAAGAGUUGCGGUUUUAUCACGUGAAGUUGGCGGCCGAGCAGCAUUUUCUUGUGCUUCAGGUUAUGGUCUACGUGGUCCUACUGAGGCUAUCUGCUUGCCGACUGGUGAAUGGGCAACACCCUUCCCCACUUGUGUUGAAGUGCAGUGUGAAGAUCCCGGCGCCCCACUUAAUGGUUAUGCGCAGGGUUCAGCGCCAUAUCGUGCAGGAGAUGUUGUACAAUUCAAUUGUAAUCCAGAAUAUAUGAUGCAAGGGCAACCGAUAAUAGCAUGUCAGGAUAAUGGACGUUGGUCAGGCGGCUUGCCGAAAUGUGUUCAGGCGUGUUCAUAUCCUGGUACGGCUAUCAGCGGUCGCAUGUCUUCUGUCAAAUUUUAUUAUGCAAUUGGUGAGAGUAUCACAUUCACCUGCGAUGCUGGCCUUGAACUACGGGGCUCAAAAGUGCUCAAGUGUUUGAAAAAUGCAAAAUGGUCCAGUGCUAUACCUACAUGUGUCACAGCUGAUCAAGUGAAUAAACAUCAGAAUAUUAUGGGCUAACAGGGAAAAGUUCAACGAUAAUUUCGCCCUGAUGAUUAAAAAGUUUUUAAAUUCCUUCCGAAAAAAUAUAUAAAAAAAUUGAAAAACAUGUCGAUUGGAUUAUAAACGCUUAGCGUUUUUAAUAAAAUAAUAAUAAUUAAGAAUUAAAAAAGAGGUGUACA
Molecule: messenger RNA, 5343 nt
Organism: Ceratitis capitata (Mediterranean fruit fly)
Lineage: Eukaryota; Metazoa; Arthropoda; Insecta; Diptera; Tephritidae
Gene: Hasp
Product: protein lev-9
Exons: 18
Coding region: 233-5182 (1649 amino acids)
Cellular component (GO): extracellular region
Molecular function (GO): peptidase inhibitor activity
Source: RefSeq, a predicted model, not a curated record